ACUGAGCAGAUCUGGGUUGAAAACAACAUACAACAAGCAAAUCAAAGCUUGGAUGAUUAUCAAGGCAUGGUAAACAUCAUUCAGGUUCAAGAGAAGCUUAGUUGAGGUCAUUUGCACGGAAUUACACAGUUUGCAUCAAAAUUGCACAAUUCUGCCGCAAUUUGUAGCAAACUGAUAUUUCAUGUUAUUUUAGGUUAUUUUUAGUGAUUUUCACGUUUUUUGUAUUAUUUUUGGGCUGAACAUUCAUUUAUUUGAGGCCCAAUUCGUGGUUUCAAUCAUGUCAAGCGGUGAUGACAAAUCAACCACUAGAAGCCACCAUGUGGAUGAAUCCUUCAUGCUCAAAGCAAUGCAACAACAAUUUCAGAGGAAUGAUGCUAAUGAUGAUUAUAAAGAUGCAUUCAACAAUGACGCCCAGAACUCAAAUUUCAGCAUGGACAGAAUUAUGAGAGGUAGAGGGGGCCAAAGAGAGCAAAAUCUGACAAGCUGGGGAGAUCGGCAAGAUCAUGACUUAGGUAGCAUUAAGAUGAAGAUUCAUCCAUUUCAAGGCAAGAAUGAUCCAGAUGGCCUUACUCAAGGGUCCAAAAGUGUUGAAGAUUAUCACAAAGAGAAGGAAAUCGCAAUGGUUAGAGCAAAUGUGGAAGAGGACAGAGAAGCAACUAUGGCACGGUUUCUACAUGGCUUAAAUCAUGAUAUAGCUAAUAUGGUAGAGCUGCAGCAUUAUGUGGAAUCAGAAGAUAUGGUGCAUAUGGCGAUGAAAGUAGAACGGCAACUCAAGCGUAAAGAAGCCACCACCAGAACUAGGCAAAAUUCAGGUUCCUCAUCUUCUUCGAAACUAAAUUGGAGCAAAAAGGAAGAAAAUUUUGUUUUUAAGCCUGAAACUGCAGCAUCUAAGGGGCAUGUUGCAUCGCAAUGUCCUAAUAAGCACACAAUGAUCUUGAGAGAAGAUGGAGAAAUUGAAACCGAGGGUGAAUCUGAUGAUGAAUCUAUGCCACCAUUAGAAGAUGCUAAUGAUGGUGUGGAGUAUUCUACUGAUGGAGAACUGCUCGUCACCAGGCGAGCUUUGAAUGUGCAAGCCAAAGAAGAUGAUGAAGUACAACAUGACAAUAUAUUUCACAUGAGGUGCCAUGUCAAAAACAAGGACUUCAAGGACGUGUUUCCAGAAGACAUCCCUAAUGGUUUACCACCAAUAAGAGGAAUUGAGCAUCAGAUUGACUUCAUUCCAGGUGCAACAAUUUCGAACCAACCAGCAUAUCGAAGCAACCCCAAUGAGACGAAAGAACUUCAAAAACAGGUUGAAGAACUCAUGAAGAAGGGGCAUGUGAGAGAAAGCAUGAGUCCAUGUGCAGUUCCAGUGCUACCUGUGCCUAAGAAGGAUGGGACUUGGCGUAUGUGCAUUGAUUGUCGCGCUGUCAACAAAAUUACUGUAAAGUAUCGUCACCCUAUUCCUAGAUUAGAUGACAUGUUAGAUGAACUGCAUGGUUCUUGCAUAUUCACUAAAAUUGAUUUAAAAAGUGGGUAUCAUCAGAUUAGGAUGAAGGAAGCUGAUGGACAAACAAAAGUGGUUAGUAGGAUGUUGUCAACCUUAUUGCAAUCUAUUAUUCAGAAGAACUUGAAGAAUUGGGAAGAGUGUUUGCCGCACGUUGAAUUUGCUUAUAACCAGAGCAUCCAUUCAGCAACUAACUGUUCACCAUUUGAGGUUGCGUAUGGUUUUAAUUCACUCACUCCUUUGGAUUUAUUGUCAUUACCUAUUGAUGAACAAGCUAGUUUGGAUGAGAAAAAGAAAGCUGAAGUGGUUAAGCAACUACAUGAGAGGGUGCAACAAAACAUAGAGUGGUGAACUCAGCAAUAUGCAAAUCAAGCAAACAAAGGGCGCAAGAAAGUU
This is a messenger RNA of Rubroshorea leprosula, 1882 nucleotides long. The record is from the annotation of a GenBank genome assembly. Lineage: Eukaryota; Viridiplantae; Streptophyta; Magnoliopsida; Malvales; Dipterocarpaceae.